Messenger RNA from Ostrinia furnacalis (Asian corn borer), 2278 nucleotides. Its product is annotated as multiple epidermal growth factor-like domains protein 6. The transcript is spliced from 14 exons. Lineage: Eukaryota; Metazoa; Arthropoda; Insecta; Lepidoptera; Crambidae. Bases 52 to 1842 code for a protein of 596 amino acids. The record is from RefSeq and is a predicted model, not a curated record.
UGUAUCACACGUGUGGCCGAUUGUGGUGGUGGUCUGUGGUCCUUCAGAAAAAUGGUUGGCGAGAAAAUAUUACUGGUUUUAGGAUGCAUCCUCCACAGCCACUCAGUGCUGGCCAUCUGGUCGUGUUCCCAAGACACAGACUGUUCCAGCAUGGUUGACAGCGUUUGCGUGAGCGGCGCGUGCAUCUGUCCAUCAGGAAAGCAGGCAGUGCUGGGAGGCACAGCCUGUGCUGAUCUGGCCCCAUACUACUGGUCUCCCUGCAUGGACGACUUCCAGUGUUCCAGGCUGUUCACAGGCUUCCAGUGUCGAAGACCUGCAAAUUCUACUUCACAAGUAGGCAACUGCUUCUGCCAAGAAGGCUUUCACUACUUCAGAGGGCGGUGUUGGCCCUCCUCUGGGCUAGGAGAAGAGUGCACCCGCGAUGAGGAGUGCCAGGGAGUGCUCAGAGAUCCCUUCAGCAUGACCUGCAGUGGAACCUGCGAAUGUGCUGAGGGGUACUACUUUAGGCAGAGGGGGGAGUGCAGAAGGAUGGGACUGGAGGUUGGAGACAGAUGUGUGAUAGACCAAGACUGUCACUUUGAAGGUGGAGCCUGCCAUCUGACUAACUUGGAGUGCUUCGAUACAAACGCUGAGACAAAAGCCACAAAUAGCACCGACACCGAUCCAUCUGAAGACACCCGGUCCUUUUCAUCUGAAGCAAUUACCCUGUAUGGACAGACGUGUGACGCUGCAGAUCCCUGUAAUGCGCCAUUGGUGUGCUCCCAAUAUGGUUUCUGUGUGUGCCCUUUGGGGUACUAUCCUAAUGCUGACGAGAGCUUAUGCUUGGCUGAAUUGGGGUCACCAUCAACACCAGAGCAGUGCGUUGGUGUGUUCACCGAGAUCCGGGAUGGAGUGUGCUCCUGUCAAGCCAACUUCUACUUCGAUGACGAUAUGAGGACCUGCGUUAAAGCUGCCCGCAUGAUAACGGACGGCUGCAUGACCGACGCCACCUGCCACACCUUCGGCGCCGCCUCCCGCUGCGGGCCGCCUCAGCAGUGGGGCUUGAGAAGCUGCGAGUGCAUACCUGAGGAUGCAGUGUGGGAUGCUAGCAGAAGCAUGUGCAGAUUGUUCGCUGGUAUCGGCGAACUGUGCGAGGUAGACAGCGACUGUCUGGCCGGUGAGCUGGAGAUCCAGUGCGUUAAGAACGAACAAGGUGAAGGGUUCUGCAACUGCCCCGAAGGUUUCGUGGCCCAGGAUGGACUCUGCCUUACUUUGGGACUUGAGCUCGGACAGACUUGCCAAAUCACUGCAGAGUGUACCGGCACCCCCAACACGAUAUGUGCCAACAGUGUGUGCUCGUGCGAUGUGGGAUACGAGCAGUUUGGCGAUAUUUGUGCUCCUGUUAUCGGUGGGACCUGUGCUUCGGACUCAGACUGCGUUAUUGAUAACACAGUAUGCACGAGUUUCACCUGUCAAUGCAUCACUGGCUUCGUCGAAUACAACGACAUUUGCUGGACAACAUCUGGCAUGGGGUUCGACGCGCCUUGCAACGUGUCAGCCCAGUGCGCUGCCGUGAUGGUGGGCUCAGCCUGCAUGGACGGCACUUGUCAGUGCGCUGACACUCACCACUUUAGGGACGGCGGCUGCUGGCCAAGGACUGGUCUCUUCCAAUCAUGUUCCCGAAGCAGCGAAUGCUUUUUAGAAGACCUAAUAGACCGUGUGCAGUGCAGGAACAGUCUCUGCCAAUGUUCCUUCGACUACCCUUACUCUGAAGAACUGGGCACUUGCAGAUCAUCAGCAUCUUCUAUCUUUGGAAGCUCCAUCGUUUUGGUCACAGCUUUAGCCUAUAUGAUUUUCAGUUGAAUUUUUUAAUAAUUUGAAAUUAUAAUUGUGAUAUAAACGUUAGUUAGAUGAUGAAUUUGUUUCUUUUAUGUAAAGGGCAGGAGAGAAAAGUAGGGUACCAAUCAAUUGAUACUUUUUUUAUACCAUAAUUGAUAGAAAAAAGGGUUCCGUAACCAACGUGAAUAAUAAAUUACUUUUUGCCUGCGAGACGCGAGCUUAUCGUAUAAAUUUCAAUAAAAAGUUGCAUAAUAAGCAACUUUGUGCAACUCUAUAUAAAAUGCUAGUGUGUUAAAGUUUCAUCAAAACUCGUCCAGAAAAUUUUUUGCGUGAUGGAGUUGCACAAAAUUAAAUUACACAGAGAUUUUCAAUGAUGUAGGUAAAUAUCUGACUAGAAAUUAGAUUCGUGUGCCUUAUAAAUAAUUUAAUAUUCAAAUGGUUUACCAUUAACGUUAGAUCU